Messenger RNA from Helicoverpa zea (corn earworm), 2559 nucleotides. Its product is annotated as kelch-like protein 10. The record is from RefSeq and is a predicted model, not a curated record. The coding region runs from base 1 to 1887 and encodes 628 amino acids. NCBI's taxonomy places the organism in Eukaryota, Metazoa, Arthropoda, Insecta, Lepidoptera, Noctuidae. Gene Ontology annotation, molecular function: protein binding. The transcript is spliced from 7 exons.
AUGGAAUUUAAUUCGAAACAUCGAAAAUUAUCAAAAAAUAAAAAUUCUGUUCGUACUCCUUCAUCCUCGAAACCCAGAUUAACCAAAAAGAAGAUUGUUACGCGAAAACGGAAAUGCGUGUGCCUCCCUGAAAAUUAUUCAGUUGUUGAGUUUCCUACAAUAUGGAAUGAGCUGAGACAGAACGGCCAGCUGUGCGAUGGCACUAUCGUCUGCAGGGAUAUGAAAACGAUCCGAGUGCACCGGGCGAUACUUUCAGCCGUUAGUCCGUAUUUCAAAGCCAUAUUUAUUAAUUCGUUGAAGAAAGGAGAGCCAGAGGAAACGGAGAUUUUCGUCGAUGUCCCCAGCUACUACAUGACCUUGAUUCUCGAUUAUGCUUACACAGGGACAUGCACAGUAACUGCAGAAAACGUUGAAUAUCUUUUACCAUAUGCGGAUCAAUUUGAUGUUGUUGGUGUGAUUCAGCUAUGCUGUCAGUUCCUUUUGCACGAGCUGAGGCCGCAUAACUGUCUUGGAAUAUUCAAAUUCGCAAGAUAUUAUUUCUGUAGUGAGCUAGAAAAAAAAGGAAAGUUGUAUAUAAGACAGAAUUUUAGCAGAAUACUUAAGGAAUGUAUUGAAUUUAAAUCGCUUUCAUAUGAUGAAUUAGAAGAUAUUCUGAGAGAUGAUGAACUGAACGUUCGAAACGAAGAAAUAGUAUUCCAAGCAGUUAAAACAUGGGUGGAACAUGACAUAGAAAACAGAAGGAAAUGUAUUCCACCGUUACUUUUGUGCGUACGGUUCGGUCACAUCAGCUAUAAAUAUUUCAAAUCGAAAAUAUUGCAAUGGCAACCGGUUGCCGAGGACGAGAAAUGUCAAGAAGCUUUGUAUCCAGCCGUGGUAUUCCUCACAUUGUUGGAUUCGAGGCCGGGUACAGAAGCAGAUCUCAACGAUCCAUUAGCAAGGCCUCGAAUACCUUUUGAGAUACUUUUUGCAGUUGGUGGCUGGAGCGCUGGCAGCCCCACCAGUUUCGUUGAAACUUAUGAUACAAGGGCGGACCGAUGGUUCCUUUCGAUCCACAUGGAUCUAACGCCACGCGCGUACCACGGUCUCUGCACGUUGAACAACUUGAUCUACAUGAUCGGCGGCUUCGACGGCAGCGACCAUUUCAACACAGUCCGGUGUUACGACCCGGUGGCAAACACUUGGCAUGAACGGGCUUGUAUGUACCAGGCGAGGUGCUACGUCAGCGUUGUUGCUCACGACGGUCUAAUCUACGCGUUGGGUGGUUACAACGGUCGCACGCGCAUGUCAUCGGUGGAGCGCUACUAUCCCGACAAGAAUCAGUGGGAGAUGACCACGCCGAUGAACAAACAGCGCUCAGAUGCCAGCGCCGCGUCGCUUGGUGGAAAGAUAUACAUCGUGGGCGGUUUCAACGGCCAAGAAGUCCUCAGUUCUGCCGAGGUGUUUGACCCUGACACAAAACAGUGGAGCUUCAUCAGAUCCAUGCUCAGUCCGCGCUCCGGAGUUAGCCUCAUUGCUUACAGAGACUGCCUCUACGCGCUUGGCGGGUUCAAUGGAUAUAGUCGGUUAAAUACCGGCGAGAGAUUCAACCCACAGCGCGGAGGAGACUGGCAAGAGGUGACAGAAAUGUUUAGCGCAAGAAGCAAUUUUGCCACGGUGUUACUUGAUGACAUGAUUUUCGUUAUCGGAGGAUUUAAUGGGUCAACUACAAUUCCACACGUGGAGUGCUACGACGGCGACACGAUGGAAUGGUACGACGCUGCGCCCAUGAACCUGAACCGGUCAGCGCUCAGUGCCUGUGUUCUAGCCGGCCUGCCCAACGCGCGCUCCUUCUCCUACCUCGCCAAGGCCGUGCCCGCCGCCGGCGCAGACCAGGCCCACCACUCCUGACCAAAGCCCACCAGAACCAACCACACAAAUACACCCUACACAAGAUGCAGCUGUUCCCCAUCAAUCCUUCGCUUGGCAAAAUCAACUAAAACACCAACGAACAUCAAGAUAUUUUCUGAUACAUUUUCAAGUACCAACAAGGCCGAUUUUUGCACUAACGGCGGCCAUUGCGUGCUUUUGUGAUUGAUACGUAUUAUCUCUGUGAUAUUUUCAUUGUACAUAGAGUUUUGUGAUUCUAUUUUAUGUAUCGUAAAUCAUGGUGGUAUGCCCUUAUUUUAUUGUACAGAUCAUGUCCGAAAGUAUUUUGUAUUUUAUUGUUUUAUGUAAGUACGUGGGCGUGUGCCUAACGUGAUUGAAGGGAAUGCGAGUCCCUAAAAUAAUAUUGGUAUUUUAGAUAUUGUUUUAAAGCGAGGGAUUUGUUGUAAAUUUUCAAGUUUUUUAUAGUGUAGUUUGUGAAAAUUUUAUUUUCGUAUAUUUGUGUACAGUUCGCGUCCGUGGGAAAUCAGAGUGGUCGCGUUUUGGAUGUGUGUACGAUAUUGCGGUGGGCGCAACCUUCGCGAUAUUGUUGUAUCUGUGAUAUUUUUCACUUAGUACUUGAGAAAAUUCAAAAAAAUGUAAAAUUGUUAAUUUUUUUAAUUUACUGAAAAAUUUACUGUACCAGACUGAAAGAUA